AUGCCGGCCCCCACGACCAAGAAAUCGGCAUCGAUGGCUGCCGACGGCGCCUGGUCGACGCUCGAGGACCAGAUGCUUCGCGACGCAGUCUUUAAGCAUGGCGGGAAGCAGUGGCGGGGCAUCGCCGACAAGUUUGUCACCAAGAGCGCGCGCGACUGCCAGGAGCGAUGGCACCAACUCCAGAACCGCAACGCGUCCACCAAGCGCCCAUGGAGCAAAGAGGAAGACGAUCGCAUGGCCGAGCUCAUCGCUUCGUACGGCGCGCGCAAGUGGGCGGUGAUUGCAUCGUACCUGCCAGGCCGCAAUGGCAAGCAGUGUCGCGAGCGGUGGCACAACCAGCUCAACCCCGCCAUCAAGCGCGACGCCUGGUCGCAGGACGAAGAAGCCACGCUCUUCAAGAUGCAAGCCAAGCUCGGGAACCGCUGGGCACAGAUCGCCAAGCAAAUGCCAGGCCGGACGGACAAUUCAAUCAAAAACCACUGGUACUCGUCGCUUCAGCCCAAGAUGCGGCACGCGGCACCGACCCGCAAGCCUGUCGCACGCGCCCCGGUGCCGAUGGCGGCCAAGCCGCCAACCAUCGUGUCGCCACCACCGCCCCCCGUGUUGGCGCCCGCGGUCGAGCCCCCCGCGGUGCAAACGCCCCCCACCCCCGAGAAGCCCCCCGUGGUUGAGAUGCCGUUGAUCAAGAGCGAGCCGUCCGAAUCUCCACCGGGCGUCGAGUCGUGUGAGUUGGAGCCGCCGCUGUUUGAAGCGUUCUCGCCAGUCACGCUGGACACGGCGUACUGGGCCGAGUGGUCGAGCAUCCACGAGUCGGCGUGGGCACACCAGCGCGGCGACUUUGAUUUUUUCGAGCUCCACGACGAAGACUUGUCGCUGCUUCCAUCGACGCCGACGCUCGACCCGUUUGAGGCGAUGAUCCUCCUCGAGACGCUCCAAGAGCCACCCCUGUAA
This is a messenger RNA of Saprolegnia diclina VS20, 951 nucleotides long. RefSeq lists its product as hypothetical. Gene Ontology annotation, cellular component: nucleus. The record is from RefSeq and is a predicted model, not a curated record. NCBI's taxonomy places the organism in Eukaryota, Oomycota, Saprolegniomycetes, Saprolegniales, Saprolegniaceae. Bases 1 to 951 code for a protein of 316 amino acids. The transcript is spliced from 4 exons. Gene Ontology annotation, molecular function: RNA polymerase II cis-regulatory region sequence-specific DNA binding; DNA-binding transcription factor activity, RNA polymerase II-specific. Gene Ontology annotation, biological process: regulation of DNA-templated transcription.